Molecule: messenger RNA, 602 nt
Organism: Sciurus carolinensis (gray squirrel)
Lineage: Eukaryota; Metazoa; Chordata; Mammalia; Rodentia; Sciuridae
Gene: Ndufb6
Product: NADH:ubiquinone oxidoreductase subunit B6
Exons: 4
Coding region: 106-492 (128 amino acids)
Biological process (GO): mitochondrial electron transport, NADH to ubiquinone; mitochondrial ATP synthesis coupled electron transport
Source: RefSeq, a predicted model, not a curated record
CUUCCCAGGCGUCCUCACAAGGUCGCUUUCAGGAGCGGGAGCGCGCGUGACCAGACCUUGUUUCGGGGGCGCGCUGCGUCCUUUUGCUUUUUUACCUGCGGCGACAUGACGGGGUACACGCCAGAUGAGAAACUGCGUCUACAGCAGCUGCGAGAGCUGAGACGACGAUGGCUGAAGGACCAGGAGCUGAGCCCCCGGGAGCCUGUCCUACCCCCCAAGAGGAUGUGGCCUAUGGAGGCUUUCUGGAAUAAGUUUUUGCAGGACAGGGCCCCUUGGAAGAAUAUGAUCUAUAAGGUAUACCGGAACAGUAUCUUUGCUGUUACUCAUUUACUUAUACCCACCUGGAUUGUUCAUUAUUAUGUCAAAUAUCAUGUAUCUGCAAAACCAUAUGCCAUUGUUGCAAGGAAGCCCAGAAUAUUCCCAGGUGAUACAAUUCUGGAGACUGGAGAAGUAAUUCCACCAAUGAAAGAAUUUCCUGAUCAACAUCACUGAAGAUUACUUAAAACUUUCAAAGGUUUAUGAGCCCAAGUUUGUUCCUAUUGCCAUAUUUACUGAAUAUACUUCCUGGAAAAGUAAUAAAGUUUAUUCUCAGAAAAGUGUCA